Ordospora pajunii is the source of this 1023-nucleotide messenger RNA. RefSeq lists its product as uncharacterized. The record is from RefSeq and is a predicted model, not a curated record. Gene Ontology annotation, cellular component: transcription export complex 2. NCBI's taxonomy places the organism in Eukaryota, Fungi, Microsporidia, Ordosporidae. The transcript has a single exon. Gene Ontology annotation, molecular function: RNA binding; double-stranded DNA binding. Bases 1 to 1023 code for a protein of 340 amino acids. Gene Ontology annotation, biological process: poly(A)+ mRNA export from nucleus; transcription elongation by RNA polymerase II; post-transcriptional tethering of RNA polymerase II gene DNA at nuclear periphery.
AUGGAUUGGGUUGCUGAACUCAAUUCCAGAAUCGAUAUGCAAGAUGCAAAGUACAUCUCAAUGCUGUUUGAUGCAUCCAAGCAAUGGUCUAGAGAGACUGACUGCCAUGCAUUAAACGAAGUGAAGCAGCCAUUCGGUGCUCUUCUCAAACUUCAUCACGCUGUUCAUGCUGAGAAAGCCUAUGGACUAAUUGAGCAGCUUGUAAACGGCACAGUAAAGCAUCUUGGAAAAGAGCAUUGGGCUACUUGCAUAUCAAAAGCAAUAUUCUACGGAGUAUUCCAGCUGAGACAACUCGCAGGUACCAGAAGGAUCAGUAGACUGUUAUAUAUCUCACACAAGGCUCUGCUACACGAUUCCAACAGCACCUUUUUUUACAUUACAAACAUGCUUCUUGAAACAUACAGAGAGACCGGAGAGCUUGAACUUGCGGAAGAUGUGUUCAGAAAUACCAGCCCGCCAGUGAACAAAACCAGGGAGUACUUUACGUUUUAUUUCUAUAAAGGAGUGUUUGCACUGUAUUCAGAGCUGUUUGAAGAAGCAAACAUGCUAUUCAAAACAGCAUUUGCAUAUAGAAGAGGGCAGAAGGCAAUUGCACCGUUUUAUUUUGUUUCAUCCUUGCUCACCAACAGAUUCCCUAAACAAAAGUACCUGCAAGCGUUUGAUUGCAUGUAUCUGCUCGAGCUGGCAUGCACAAUAAAAAAAGGCGAGUAUUCCAGCAUAUGCAGUAAUGUUGAAAUGGUUUUUGCCAAUAUCAAGGACUACACUGUGUACAGAGUGCUUAUGGUGCACGCCCCAUUUGUGUGCCUUGCUAGCCUAAUGCAUCAAACAUACUUGAAUCAUGGAAGCGAUAAUAAACUUAAAAUACAGAGAAUUGCAAAUGCAAUUGGUGACUCCGACCUCAAAGAAACAAUCUGCUUGAUAAGCAGUUUGAUAAGUUUGGGACGAGUCAAAGGAUACAUAUCGAUUGCCAAGAUGGUAGUGGUGUUCAGUAGAAUAGAUCCAUUUCCCUGCUCGAUCCACUGA